This is a messenger RNA of Symbiodinium sp. CCMP2592, 525 nucleotides long. The record is from the annotation of a GenBank genome assembly. Lineage: Eukaryota; Dinophyceae; Suessiales; Symbiodiniaceae.
AUGUCCACGUGUCUGAUCGAUUUGCUGCUCGACAUGGAACGCCUGAGCAGGCACUACCAAUGGAACAGGUGGCACCAACGCUCCUUUGACUUGUUGCUCAACGACAUUUGGAGCAUGGCUGGAACAGAGGAUGCCCUUAAGCUGGAUGCCUGGCAUGACAUGUGGCAUGAUGCCGAAAAGAAGGCUGUCGUGCCCGCGCUAGGGGUCAAGGGCGGUGUGUUGGCAAUCCGGAGUUUGACCAGCAUGCCAUUUGGCCCUGCCACUGCAGCGAAGUAUUGCGAAAUUGCAUACGCUCGCUGGGCCCUCGACGAGAACCGCAUGAACCGCCCAGUGCAGCUCAACAACUAUGCGACUGAGCAAGAUUUGGUGUGGUGGCUUCUUCGCUUCGGGUCUGAUGCCUACCACCUGCUCCAAAAGCUCCGCCUGAUCUUCCCCGACAUCAACCCUAAGGCGAUCAUGUCGUGGGAGGAUAUGGAGGCCUUCAUCCCCAGGGUGCGAGCAGAGCUUGAGAUGCAUGCCCAGUGA